Messenger RNA from Hibiscus syriacus, 846 nucleotides. Its product is annotated as dynein light chain 2, cytoplasmic-like. Lineage: Eukaryota; Viridiplantae; Streptophyta; Magnoliopsida; Malvales; Malvaceae. The record is from RefSeq and is a predicted model, not a curated record. Gene Ontology annotation, biological process: microtubule-based process. The transcript has 2 exons. Gene Ontology annotation, molecular function: dynein intermediate chain binding; dynein light intermediate chain binding. Gene Ontology annotation, cellular component: dynein complex. The coding region runs from base 205 to 504 and encodes 99 amino acids.
AAUAAUAUCUUGCGAUUUUCAAAGACAUGACUCAUUCCUCCAUUGGCGGAAAAAGAAGGCUGAAGGAAGAGAGAUCAGAUUUGAUCCAAACCUUUGUUUUUGGUUCUUAAAGAUAAGAACCAGAUUUCCACUGCCAAAAAAAACCCAAUCCUCAGAUUCGUCUAUUUUGCUGUAGUUCUGGUUUUUUUUUAAGAUCAUCAAAACAUGUUGGAAGGAAAAGCUUUGGUGGAUGACUCAGAUAUGCCAUUGAAGAUGCAGAUUCAAGCCAUGUCUUUUGCUUCUCAAGCUCUUGAUCUUUAUGACGUCUUUGACUGCACCUCCAUAGCUGGUUUUAUCAAAAAGGAGUUUGAUGGCAAGUAUGGGAGUGGAUGGCAAUGCGUGGUGGGUUCAAAUUUUGGGUGUUUUUUCACACAUUCAAAGGGGACUUUCAUUUACUUUACAAUGGAGAGACUCAAGUUUCUUAUCUUCAAAGGGGCUUCAGCUUCAUCUUCAACCUCUCCUUGAUCCCAUGUGUCUUGUACAUGCAAGAAAAUCACUCCAUUCUCGGCCACAGUUCAUGCUUAUGAUAAGAAUCUGGAUCAUCUGAAUUUGCAAGCUGCUUCUUUACUUCUUGAGUCCGAUAUUGUAAAUUAAGUAGGUUUUUGUUUCUUGGAUUAAAUAUAUCUAAGAAGGUUUCUAGUUACAAAAUCCAGGUGAAGCAACUGGAGUGGUUGCUGCUCGCUAUGAAAAAAGCAUAGCAAUUCUGGGUGUUUAAAGCUCAGAUUCAAUCAUUUGGAACUACAUCGCUGUAAAAUCGAUCGUGGAUAUGUUUCCUUCUUACAAUCAGCUAUUUAGAUUCGAUUCCAG